UACAACCACCAAGACACAAUAGAACAAACACAAAAAUUUUGGUGAAUGCAAACAAGCUUUUUUCUAUAUUAUAUAUAAUAUCAUAUAUAUCUCAAAAGAAUAAUUAAGGAGAAAAUCAAAUUUGGUAAUUUGCAAUGGCUCUUGCUGCAGGCAAUUUCAUCCACAUGCCAAAGCUACCAAUGUCCAACUAUACGUCUAAAAAAUUCAUGACAAUCACCAUAAAAUGUGAAGAUGAAAAAAACACAACAAAAGUUGUUACAAAGAAAAACAACACAAGAGCUGCUCGAAAAAGAAAACCAGGUGGAGGUGGAGGUGGAUUGGGGAUGGACCCAAAAACAAAUAAUACUAAUAGAAAACUUCCACCAGAAAAUAAUGAUAAUCAAAUUGACAACAACACUUUUUCCAUCAUUAUUAAUGGUAAUCAAUGGGUGGUUAUUUUUCUAUUUUUUAUCCUAUUUGUGGGUUUAAAGCUCAUUAAUAUUUAGGAGUCAUUUUUCUUUUCUAUUGCAAUUGGAUGUUAAUUCAUCAAUUGUUGUUGGAUACAUAGCACUUCUAGUUGUGCCGAUUUUGGUUUUUUUCUUUUUCUUUCUUCAUUUUAAUGGACCUCACAAAUUAUUUAACCACGAAAUUUUACAUUUGUUGCAUUAUGCGAGGAUAAUAAUUAGUCUCAAAUAUAAAUAAUUUGUUGCUACUUGCUUAGUCAUAAUGGUUGUAAAGUUAACUUUGAAGCACCAAUUUCUAUUACUUA
This is a messenger RNA of Cicer arietinum (chickpea), 748 nucleotides long. The record is from RefSeq and is a predicted model, not a curated record. Lineage: Eukaryota; Viridiplantae; Streptophyta; Magnoliopsida; Fabales; Fabaceae.